GGGCUAUAGUUCAGCAAAUGCUUCUUUAUCUGUCAACGGUCACAGUGGACGUAGCAGUUUUACUCGUGCUAUAGGCUAUUCUUUGAAAAUAAUUCAACUAGCACGCAGUCACAAUAUAUUACUAAGUAAUGUGGCCUGGAAUCUUAAUAUUGAAGAGCCAACUUCUUGACAAGGAAGUACAAGAAUUUAAGUCGAAAAUAUUUUGUUACGGGUGCUGGAUAUUUUAGACAUUUAAAUUUAUCAAUUUGUAUCACUUUUAAACUUUAAAAAAAAAUAGAAAACCACGAAAUCCUCUAUGGAUUCUUUAGUUAUGUCGAAAAUCAGCUGCAAGUGGUCCUACUACAAGGAAUAAGACGUCUGUCCAUGUUUCAAUAAUCACGUUUGAAGAAACUUCAGAUGAAGGAUAUUUCAGAUGAAGAAUACCGACUUUAAAAUUCCGAUCACGUCGAAGCUUUACCACAUCGACAGCGACAUCUCAUGUAAUCAAGUCCGUUCAAAGCUGUACUAUUUUUCUCAACACCGGUCCUAUGGUAUGCCUUAUUUAGAGGUGACCAGGACAGUCCAAGGAGACUGGGAUUCGUGUGCUAGGCUGUUCUUGCACUCUGUGGUUAAAUGGUGUUGAUAAUGGACGACGGAGACGGAGGAGGAUCUUCUUCUGUCAAACUUAACCAAGUUCAGCCAGAAAGUAACAUCAAGGCGGGGGCCGAGGAGCAUGACGAGUAUUUGGGAUCUUGUGACGCUGGAUAUGACGACGACGACGACGACGACUAUGAUGAUGUCUAUCAGGAAUUUGAGGAGUAUGAAGACUUCUCCGAGUUACCGGAUGGCAGGAGUAUCGCUUCGGACGACUCUUUCUAUCCGCCUGAUGACAACUUAGCCUUCGUUAGAUCUCCGAGUCCGGAGAGUCCGGCACCUCUUACCUUUUUCCAAGCGUGUUGUAACAAUAACGCCAUAAUCGUCAAAAUCAUGAUACGACAAGGAGUGACUGAGGAAGAAGUCAAAGAGACAGAUAAAAACAAAAGGACGGGACUCAUCGUGGCCUGUUACCAAGGUUACGUGGACGUGGUCAUCGCCCUGGCUCAAUGCCCAUAUGUGGACAUAAACUGGCAGGACAACGAAGGGAACACAGCCCUCAUCACCGCUGCCCAAGCAGGACACGCCAUGAUCACCGGCUACCUGCUGAGCUACUUCCCGGGCCUGGACAUCGAGCGGCGCAACUGCCACGGCUUCACCGCCUUGAUGAAGGCCGCCAUGCAGGGGAGAUCGGCCUGCGUGCGCGCCCUGAUGCUGACAGGCGGAGACGCGGACGCGCGGGACUACGGGCGCAAGCUGACCUCGCGGGAGUGGGCGCAGUUCACGGGCCGGCACGAGACGGCCCGCCUGAUGCUGCGCCUGCUGGCCCAGCCGUGCGCCGAGCAGUUCUGCGACUCCUACCGGCCCGUCUGGCCGCCGCUGGCCCGCCUGGUGGCCGAGGCCCGCGAGCCGCGCGGCUGCGGCAGGAAGCUGUCGGAGAAGCUGUGCGGCGCCUUCUCCUUCACCCUCAGCCUGAAGACGGACCCGCAGGAGGACGGCGUGCUGGACCACAUGGUGCGCAUGACCACCGGGCUGGCCAGCCCCUUCGUGGCGGUGGCCUGCCGGACCGUGUGCCCCGGCAGCCCCCCCUGCGUGGGCAAGCGGCGGCCCGCCGUGCAGGAGAUCCUGCGGCGCCAGCGGGUGGAGCAGCUGAGGAGCGCCGGCGGCGAGCGUCUGGACGCCUACAAGCGGCUCUUCCAGAACUCCCGCGUGAUGCUGGUCCCCCGGCGGCGCGACCGGCGGGCCAGCCUGCAGCCGCAGGCCCUGCGGGAGGCGGCGGAGGCGGCGGCGGCUGCGGCCGCUGGCACGGCGCUGGCCCUACGGCGGAGCAGCUUGCUGCCGCUGCACAUGCUCCGGCGAAGCAGCGUGCGGCCCGGUGCAGUGGUGCCCAAGCUGCGCGUUUGCAAGGCCCCCCCGUCCACCUACCAGCCCGACAAGCCCGCCCGCAGGAAGAGCGGCGCCAAGGAGGCCUGCUUCCUCCAGGUCCCCAAGUGGAGGUACAAGGAGCUGAGGGACGAGAGGAGGAAGGCAGAGGAAGAGGAGAGGAAGAACCUGGAGAUGUUCUACAGGAGGAAGAGGUGAGGGCACACAGAGCCGGACACGCACGGGGAAACAGGAAGUGCACAGGGGACAGGAAGGGAUAAUCCCAUCAGCCUUUAGCGGUCUAUGAGAAACAGGAAGUGGUAGUAUUGGCAGCGUCCACCAAUGCUGAGGAAACAGGGGGAAAAAACAGGCUCAACAGUAUUCAGCUGUGUAAGGGAAAUGGGAAGUGGUGACCUCAGCAGCUCUCGGCUAUGCACAGGAAACGGAGCGGGAUUAUCCCAUCGGCUGAUGGCCAUGUGCAACAAAGUGGAUGCGACAACCCCCUGAGCUUGUGCAGGGACUGUGAAAGCUGCCGAGCUGAGCCAUGGCUUUCUGCAAGAAUUUCAUGCAUUUAAUAUUUGAUAGGAAUUUAUUUUGCACAGGUAAUAGAGUGGAAAGAGACACAAGACGGUAAGAGUAGCAUCAGACACAAAAAGUCCAGAAACCAGAAACUUGAAAUUUUCAUUGAUAUAUGGACAUACUGAUUUACAUUUGCUUGUUUUCAGGUAGGUCUGUUGCACUACAUGACCAUUUGACCUGAUUUGCAUUUGACUGAAACAGGAUUUGAACUGUAAAGUGCAGCAUUAUCAUUUUUUGCACAAGCUAUUUCGUGGACACUGCAAUAUGAAUUUGCCCUUGGUUUAUUUAUUUAUUUUGGUAAUGUGUAGCCUGCUUCAUUGAAAGAUGAUAUAUUGCAAAUUUCAACUCUUGAUAGCCUUUACUUGGCCAUGACUGUUAUUAAUGAAAGUUCAGGGUAUUUUACAAAGCUGAUUUGUUUGAUAUUAUUGUACCAGUAUUACACACUGUGCAUAUUUAUCACACAGACUGAAAGCUGAAUGUAAGCCAAUAUUGUGUUUACUUAAUAAGAUCAGUUCUCAGAGCUAACGUGAUUUGGUCACUGAGGUCUUGCACUGGACAGUAAUGUGAUGAUUUUACAGGGAUGCUUAGCGACUGAGUCACAGCCAGUGGAGGAAUAUUAAUGAAAAUCUUCCUGGGUUUGCGAUGUCCUGAAAUGCAACAUGGUGUCCAGUGAGCAAUAUAAAACAAAACAAAGCACAAAUCUGUGUGAUUUCAAGAUAAAAAAGUUAGAAAGACUAAAAAAAACAAAAACAUUAUCAGUUCCAUCCAUAGCAAUUUGAUGAAUGUAUCUUAAAGCACUUCAAUUAAUCAAGGUUUCCAAAAUAAAAAUUUUAUAUUUUAUAUUAUAUUGUGCUUCCUUGCUUUCUGAACUGUUUACGUACAGAGAGUCUAGCUGUGUCAACGCAGACACCAGCAAUUCCAUCACUGUUAACGUUACUUUAUGAAAUAUUUCUGAUAUUCGGCAGAGUCUGUGCACCAGUAAUAAUGCAGCAGCCGUAAAUAAGCCCAGUGCACAGCUCCGGUCGUGGCAGGCUUCCGCCGUUUAACUUCACGCAGUAUUUAUGGAGAGCAAAGCGCAGAAUGUUUUACAUGCAGAUGAAGAGGCCUCUAAAAGAUGAAGGCGAGACCAGCGCUCCGGACUGAAUGAGCUGUGACUCUAAUUUACAGCCGGUCCCCCGCCUCUCUACGGGGUUCCGCGCGAGCACCGGUCUUCAGGGGGGAACCCAGCUAUGGGUUACCGUCCGGGAGGCAAACCUGAAAUGUCUGGCACAGACCUCUGAAUGCGACGCAUUGCACUCGAGAGCGUUCCUCCCCGAGAUGGAAAUCAGAGAGAAAGGAGAACACUGCCAUCCACAGAGGAACAGCAGCGCUGGGUCGAUGUUCGUUUUUUGGAAGACUAUCCACAGGGUUGUCAUUUUGAUAUAAAAACCCUGCUGUGGCUUUUAAAAAUAAAGACGCUGGCAUGUCAUGAAAAAAACAAAAAUAAAACACUUGAGAAGACCUAACAAAUGAUGUGUUCGGAAAUAUUAAACCUAACCGUCGACCGAGCAUAGGCACUGAAACGAUCAGAUUUGGGACCGCAUAGUUUCACAUCUGACCUCAUACAGGAUGACUGAAGGUGGUGUGGAAAAGCUGCUAGUGAAACACAUCAUUUGCCUCCUCUUUGAAUAAAAACUGAAUUGCACAUACUCUACAUCAGGGACCUUGAGCAGCACAUAACUAAAUCAAUAUGCAAAUAACGGGGGAUGGUUUCCCUUUAGAACAGCUGAGGUUUGCAAUAGGUAGACAGUGGAGACUCACUGAUCUUUACAGUAUGUGUAUAGGCUGCUACAGCAAGCGUGGUAGGUCCAUCCAGGUGAUUUAAACAUCAGUUCCGCAUGAAUUACAACACUUAUCUUACCCUUAUGCCUCUCCAGCAACACUGAGGUCUACUUAUGCACUACAAAACCAGAUUCACAUGUAUAUCAAAGAAGCCCAUUCAGUCUCACGGCAGCUCACAGAGUCCUCAUGCAGGCUGCUUAAACACCGACUGGAGUCAAUCACCACUCGUCCUUAACUCUGACUUUCAAAUAAACGUUCAAAUCCUCAACGCAGUUUGGCAGGUUCAAGGAUCGCUGAAAUUAACAUUAUAAAUGGUGCGUGAAUUCAAAAAAAAAUGAAAAAGAUUUGACACUAGAAAAAACUAAAAAGGCAAUUGUAAACCUAGGACAAGGGAAAAACUCCCUAGACUCCAUAGAGGAAGAAGC
This is a messenger RNA of Anguilla rostrata (American eel), 4760 nucleotides long. Its product is annotated as ankyrin repeat domain-containing protein 33B-like. The coding region runs from base 613 to 2154 and encodes 513 amino acids. NCBI's taxonomy places the organism in Eukaryota, Metazoa, Chordata, Actinopteri, Anguilliformes, Anguillidae. The transcript has 5 exons. Gene Ontology annotation, molecular function: protein binding. The record is from RefSeq and is a predicted model, not a curated record.